This is a messenger RNA of Boleophthalmus pectinirostris (great blue-spotted mudskipper), 3982 nucleotides long. It is a transcript of the gene cysltr1, whose product is annotated as cysteinyl leukotriene receptor 1. Gene Ontology annotation, biological process: G protein-coupled receptor signaling pathway. The record is from RefSeq and is a predicted model, not a curated record. NCBI's taxonomy places the organism in Eukaryota, Metazoa, Chordata, Actinopteri, Gobiiformes, Gobiidae. The coding region runs from base 477 to 1508 and encodes 343 amino acids. Gene Ontology annotation, cellular component: plasma membrane. Gene Ontology annotation, molecular function: leukotriene receptor activity. The transcript has 2 exons.
CUCAGUGUCUCAUUUCAGAAUGUAAAUAUGACAUAUUUACUGUAUACAACAGUAAUAUUUAAAGGUACAAUCCAUGAAAAUCCAUAAGUUAAAUGCCAUAAUGUGAACAAGUCCAGGCAAACCAAAUAAUAUUUCCAAGGGGACAAGCAGGUUACACCUCCUCUAGAAAAGUUAUAGUGCACCUUUAGCAUCUUUAAACUAUGUCUUUUUUUUUUUUUUUAAUCCUUGAUUUUCUGUAAGUUUUUCUAAGUCCACAAAAUAAAAGAGAAAUAAAAGAAAAAGUAUUGUCCACAAGGAACUAAAUAGCUUCAACACCAAACCACAUUCCAAACAUAUUAUAUUCAUAUCUCUUUGAUCACUAAAAAAGCUUCCUUUCAGUUUUAUUUUAUUUGUUUUUUUGCAGACCAUCCUCUACAGACCUACUUGAACGCCAAUCAAAUUCCAAUAGUACACAGAAACAGCUCAUUCAGCGCCCAAUGGAUAAUUUAAACUCCACAUCUCUCCCCAACUCCACGGAGUGCCCUUCCAUCGAUGACUUCAGGAACCAGGUGUACUCCACGGUCUACUCCCUCAUCACCGUCUUCGCUUUGCUCAGCAACGGUCUCGCUCUGAUCAUUUUAAUUCGCACCAACCGCCACAGCACGCCUUUUCACAUUUACAUGCUCAACCUGGCUGUGUCGGACAUUUUGUGUGCCUGCACCCUCCCACUCCGCAUCCUCUACUAUGUCAACAAGGGCCAGUGGAACUAUGGGGACUUCCUGUGCCGAUUCAGCUCCUACUCUCUCUACGUCAACCUCUACUGCAGCAUCUACUUCAUGGCUGUGAUGUCCGUGACCAGAUUCUUGGCUAUAGUCUUCCCGGUAAAAAAUAUGUACUUGGUAACGGAAAAACGCGCCCGAAUUGUCUGUUUUGGUGUGUGGGUUUUAAUAUGUUUGAUGUCCUGCCCUUUUCUGCUGUCGGGGCAGCAUAUUGAUCCAGUAACCAACAAAACAAAAUGCUUUGAACCUCCAAAAAAGAUCAAAGGAAUCAAGACCCUGGUCAGACUCAACUACGUCUCCCUUGCCAUAGGUUUCCUCAUUCCAUUUUUGGUCAUCCUUAUUUGCUAUGUUGGCAUUAUCCGCACGUUAAUGUCUCGUACGAUGGUCCCAAGUAAGCAAACAGCAUCAGCGACUAGAGCGAUUCGAAUGAUAGUGAUUGUUUUGCUAACUUUCUUACUUUGCUUCAUGCCGUACCACAUCCAGCGCACCAUCCACUUGCACUUCCUGUCCCGGACGGAUGCUUCCUGUGAGGAGACGGUAGCUAUGCAGAAAUAUGUUGUGAUAACACUGUGUCUGGCCGCAUCCAACUCCUGUUUUGAUCCGAUGUUGUAUUUCUUUUCUGGUGAAGGUUUUAGGACUCGAGUUAACUCUUUCAGACAGUCCUUUAGGGGUAAAUGGACCUUCAGAGAAAACCCAGACCAACAGGUUAAGGAAAGUAAUCAGCUCAAUGUGAGUUCGCCACAUGUAUGAAGUGCUGUGCUUUGUUUCAUUCAUUCAUCUGCCUAUAUCAUCAUUGCUCAAAAUGCUCCGUUCCUCCUUGUGAUGUCAUGUAGUGGUAGUUUAAAGUUAUCAGCUAUCUUUUACCUUUAGUUCUGUAGAGAGUAGAAAGCUCAAUAUGCAGGGUUUGUGUUAAACGUGUGUGAAUGAAACAAAACACAACUCCAGGUAUGUUUUUGAUGCGAAAACAACAUUAUAACAUAGAUUUAAAAAAUUGCAUAAUUCGGGCCAUUUAAAUUGUAAUUAUGAACUUGGUUUGGGUUAGUUAGUCUGAAGUAGAAGUAGGCUCUUAGACUUAAGAUACGUUCAGACUGCAGCCUGAAGUGACCCACAUCUGAUUUGUUUUGGCCCUUUGUGACCUGUAACUGAUCUUUUAAUGACAGUCUGAAUGACAUACAUCUAAUUUUUUCAAAUGUGACCCAGGUCACUUGGAUAUAUGCUCCUAAAACCGAUACAUAUCCCAUCUUUUGACAUGCGACUUCAGUCUGAAUGGCCAGGUCGCAUUCAUCCCACCUAAGACGUGUUUUCUCCUGUGAGAGUGGUACAAGUAGGCGCUCAGAAAAUUGUGCACGAACUCCGUGUGAGUGAAGCAGAGAAGCACAUCUCAUCAUCUCAUCACUCUUGCCUGCAACUCCGUACCCACACGUUCCUUUCUACGGAUGUUGCUGCCACUGCCCCACAAAGUGCCACGGCCAAAACCCAAGAUCUUCUCCUUCUCAAUCUCCUCCUUAAAACAAAUAAGCUGUACAUGUUCUGGCUCUGGAACAACAGCAACUUUAAAAUCUCCAGGUGCUCUAUGUUCAAGUCCAUGUUUAGGCGACUUCCGUAAACACUGGGCACUCUUUCUGUGUGUGAUGUCAUCAUGUCCUCCAAUGUGCAUGCAGGACACUUUUAGGGCAUUUAAAGUUCACACUGGAGAUCACAUACAAGUCGCAUUUAACUGGAAAUGUGAACGACCUCGUGAAAAAAAAUUGGAUUUCACAAAAAAAUCUGAAUUGGGCAUUAACCCUGCAGUCUGAACGUAGCCUAAGACUAAGUACUUAUCUAUAUUUCAAAGCAGCUCUUAAGGUCAAAAUAAGAUCACUGCCUGCAUCUUAAUAUAAAGCAUUUUAUCAUCCAAGAACAAGGAAGUGCACUGUUAGCAUGCUAGUUGCUUUAUCGUGACAGCAAAACUCCCUGUGAAUGCCCCUGUGAAAAGCUCCGGUGAAUAAUUGGUCAAUAAUUAGGAUGCUGGGAAUCUGGCAAUACAUUAUUAAUGUUAUAGCUUCCAGGAAAUAGAAGAACAAUUAGGAGAUUCAGGUCUAUGUACACAAUGAAAAGGCAACUUGUAACUCUUCAAGAGAGCUAGUUUACAUCAUCGUUUAUUUAUGUACUUGGUGCAUCAUUGUAAAGCAUCAUCCCACAUUAGUAGAACUGACUUAAACAGAAGAAACAUACCAAGAGCUUGACCUUAUGUGAUGAUUUUCAAUAGACUCAGGUAAAGUUUGAGAAGGUCCACAACAACCAAAUCUCAAAGCAGCCUUCACGAAACAUAUAAAUAAAUUACCUUGAAUGUUACUGCACCAUUUUGAAUUUCAGAAAGACAAAUGUUUACAAGUUAAGUUUACCUCAGAUGACAUUGUUGUUUUAAAGUGAUGUUUAGUUUGUAUAAGCUCAGGGACGUAGCCACGCAUCCAUAUUUGGAAAUAUGGGCGGGGCUUUCUGCUUGAUUGAUGGUAAGCUUUUGGCAGGAGACUCCCAGACUGUAUGACAUUAUUAGCAUAUCAAACAGCUGUUGCUAUGACAAAUGAGUAAACAUUUGUUGCCUUCAUUAUGCUAUAUAACACAGCUGUCAAACAUAAGGCCCGGGGGCCGGAUCUGGCCCUCCAAGACCUUUAAUCUGGCCCUCGGCUGAUUUUCUACUAAAAUAUUUUAAUUAUAUUUUCUAUUAAAAUAUUGGUAAUUUUCUGUGCCGCUUAGCAUAGCAGUGUCUCCAGUGCCUCUGUGCAUGGCCCCUCCCACCAGAGCAGCACAAAUGAAGACUCGCCUCUUUCCAAACGCUCUUAAAGGACAAUCAUUUUGACCUCACCAGCAAAUUGUCAAAAAUGAGAAAAGUGGACGCUGAGUGUAGGAUUUUCCAAGAAAAAUUUACUUCUCCCUAUUUGCAUACAAUGUUAAAACAUUGUGUUGAAAUUGCAUUUUUCUUAAAGUUUCAGGUUGUUCAUAAUAUUAUUUUGUAAAAGAAAGAGUUCAUCAGUUAAAAAGAUUUCUGCAAUAGAUUUGCGUUUCUCUGCACAAAUAUUUGAACUUAUUGCUAUUUUGGGGGUAUAUAUGCCAUAAGUUUUCUGAUCCGGCCCCUUUGGGAUCAAAGUAGGCCGGAUACGGCCCCCAGACCAAAAUGAGUUUGACACCCCUGCUAUAUAAGCUAAAAAUGACCAUGUAUUGACAUUUCAAAGUUGUUACAUGCU